UCCAGUGAGCUACCGGGCUUCUUCCCUGUGUGUUUGGAGCUUGUGAGUCACGGUGACACAGCAUCGCGCAGCUCUUCCGCUAAUCUCCGCAGACACCGUGCCUGUCACCGCACAGUCAACCCAGUUUCGCUUUUGUCCUGUGGUAGAAGGACGUUUGCAUUUAAAUCCCUGCGCUGAUAUUUCCUGCAGGGUCGCGUUACGAGGCACCUCAUUACAGCCGGGGCUGCCGUUUUUAAAGCCGUACCGAGGGCUUGGAGCAUUUCGGCUGGACGCAAUGGACCAGCCUAACGCGACGUACGCCGUGAAGCUGUACAUCUACGACCUGUCCAGGGGCAUGGCGCGCCAGCUCAGCCCCAUCAUGCUGGGAAAACAGCUCGACGGGAUAUGGCACACCUCCAUCGUGGUCUACGGAGAGGAGUUCUUCUUCGGAGGAGAAGGAAUAACAGGAUGCUCGCCGGGUGGAACGCUUUUGGGAGAGCCCAACACUAUUGUGGAUCUGGGCAGCACAGAGGUGACUGAGGAAAUUUUUAUGGAGUACCUGUCCUCACUGGGGGAAUCUACGUACAGAGCGGACAGGUAUCGACUGUUUGAGCACAACUGCAACACCUUUACCAACGAGGUGGCGCAGUUCCUGACAGGCCGCAAAAUCCCUGCGUACAUCACAGACCUGCCGUCUGAGGUCCUCUCCACGCCCUUCGGUCAGGCUCUGCGUCCCCUAUUGGAUUCCAUCACCAUUGCCCCCCCAGGGGGAAAUGUGAUCAACGGACAAGACAGCCAGAGAUAGAGUCCCAGACCGUGUCCCUGCUUCCGGAGUGAUAUGUAUAACACAGGACGAGUCUCGGGCUCCUGAGAGCUCUGCAGCCCUGCACCUGGUGACUCUCUUUGUGGUCUCCUCGUACCAGCAAACUCCCUGUCUCACGCCAGCUUAGACUUCAGCUUCUCGCUCUGAUCUUUGGAGAGCCCACCGCCUAAAAUCAUUUUUUUAACAUUAUAACACAGUUGUGAAUAUGCAGUACGUGGCACAUUCACGGUGUUAAACCAGUCUGGCCUUUGAUUUCUGUGACUGUGGACACAUAUUGGGGUGGGGUGGGGUGGGGGGCAGGGGUUCAGGGGUACAUUGACCAGACACCAGCUACAUGGGGUGGGGAGUGUGGGGGCUCACUCUAAAUCUCCGGCUGAAGUCUCACUCCUUAGUCCAGCUUCUUGAAACCGUGGCCUUCUUAUGUCACACAGACCUUUUGAAUGUCAUCGUAUACCUUUGCUUGGCGGUAGGCUCAGGAUUAGCAAGGAGCAAACCUUGGGAACCACGGGGUACCAUUGGGAGCAGAGCUGCAGACCUCUCCUGGGGGUAUUUGGGGGGGGGGGCAUGUAUUUAUAUCAUUACUGUCAUUUCCUUAUUCUAAUCUAUCUUAAGAAACACUCAGCAUCGCAGACCCUCACACACAUUACUGUAAACGACUUCUGCAUUACAGCGCCGUUACAAACACACGUUGUUCUUGUCCUUCUUAUACAAAACGUACCGUAUCUGCAAGCGUGCUGUGCUUGGAGGUCCAGUGCCGGGCUGCGCGUUGGGCUCCGCCCUCUCCUGCAAUCCGCAGCGGCCGGUGGUCUGCGGACGAAACGAACCGGGCACCUUUUGUACGUGUCACAGAUAGGCGUGGAGGGGAACAGACCUGGAAGGAAGAGUGGCUGUGGCCCAGUCACUCGUCGCCACCUGCUGGCCGUUUACGGCGUCUCUAGCCGUCCGAGGCAGCAGUAAUAUAGAUAAUCUUUUAAAUUGGCACCCUGUCCAAUUUGUCCCCUGCCUCGCGGCCGGUGCUUCCUGGCAUCGGCUACACAUUGGCUGCAGUUCUUGUCUACAGGCAUGCUUCUAGAAAACGGUCAGAUUAUUUAUUAAAGUCACUCAAUGACCCUGAUUUAAAGACAAGCAUUUUAGGGCCCUUUUUCUACAUCAGAAUCCUCCAUUUUUAUAUGAAAGGUUGUGGGCAGCUGUGUUUCAUGCCAAAUCUGUCUUUUAUAGGUUUAAUUUGCUUUUCAAUUCAGAGUAAAUGUUGAUUGCCAAAUCUGAUAUGACUACAAUUCACUAGUAGCAAUGCAGAGUUUGUCGGAAAGACUUAAAACGCGACCAAAAGUCGUGACCAAAAGUGUCCUUUACAAAAUGUUGUGUAAUAAUUUGACCAGUAUAAAGUAUGAUGUGCAAGGAAUUACAUUUAAAAAAACAAUUGGAAAAGUAAACAGAAGUAUCUUUGGCAUAAAGGCGAAUACAACUUGAAAUAAUCUGUGAGAAGCUGGCAUUGUGCAGCAGUACGCUCACAGAAUUAGCCUUUGGGCUACAAGUGUUCCUCUUGUUGGACUGUGGGAGGCAGCAUGCGGUGGACUGGUACCCGACACACCAGCAUCCUGUGACGGCACGAUUGCUUAGUCUGAGUUUGGUUUCAUCAUCCCACUCGGAUUUCAUUAUCUUGAAAGCAAUCUUAGCUUCUCGGUCUCCACCGCCGGACAAAGGUUUUCUGAUGAUUUCCGAUCACCUGUCUCCUUUCAUAGAGAAUAAAAGUUGGAUUGUCAGCUUGUCCCUGCUGUUUUUACGCCGUCGGCUUAACCGCGUCCGUCCAGAGUUCAGUGCCUUCUCGCGAUUCCAGCUGAGCGUGGGCAGCGUCCUGGUGUGAGACGUAAGUGGGUUAGUGUGGAAGGUUUGUGAAAUGUCACACAAAGAACACCUUGAAAACUCCCAUCUUCCGUAACCGGUUCCCCGGUACAGGGUCACGGUGGGCCUGAAGCCUGUGUGAGGCAGGGGACUCUCUGGGUGGGGUGGCGGUCCAUCGCAAGGCACACUCACAUUAUAGACUAUUAAGAGAAGACAGUUCCCCUAAUUUGUGUCUUUGGAGAGGAGCGCAGACUAGCCAAUAGAAAGCUGUGCAAACAUUGGGAGAGCAUGCAAACUUCACACACAGAAGGGACUGAGACCUCCUUACCCUGCAGUUGUGAAACACUGCUUCAGUACCCUUUUUAUUGUUACAUUUAUCAGAUAUCCCAUGCAUUCGUGGUACAAGCAGGUGUGCAUAUGAUUAAGAAUCGUUUAAAUGUGCCCACUGGGCAUUCAGGGAUGGAUGCUUUCUCCCAGUGUAGUCCCAGUUAAGUCACUGGUUUUGAGUUAUGAGGUUUUUCAGGCUGGCCCCAGAGGCCGAAUCAGAUUAGCUACAUCCAUCGGAGUCGGUUCCAUUUAUUUCCACGUGUUCGAACGUUGAACUGAAUAACAGCUGUGGUCUAGUUUAUUUUUCCAAUACAGCUGGUUUAUAAGACCACGUCAGAAGCCUGCUUUGGGGACGUACAUGAGUGUGUAAAUCUGUGGCUUAUCCAAUAAGAAGCCUUCAGAUUCCCCUGGUGUCCCGGUAACUAAUAGUAAUAGUAAUAGUAAUGGGAGAUUAUGGUGCCCUCAUUCAAUUGCUGUCACAUCUGCCUUCCCAUGUGACCCCCACGGGGGCGUGGUGAUGGGGGGAGAUAGCCAAUCACAGCGAGGAAUGCGUCACCGCAGGUGGUCACAGCGCGACUGAUAGGCAACAUCUGGUAAACUGGAAUACUGUACUGACACAAAUACAUAAUUAUCUUGCCAUUUUUAACAUGUUUUUUAAUAUCAUUUAUUAAUGUGAUCAUCAUCAGUGUUAUAUAUUAUAAUAGUUAUAUGUAUUGCUUGACUAAUUAUGAAUAUAAAUGUUAAUUCUUUAUUGCGAUUCCAGUUGCUACGUUAAAAGAAGACCAUGGAUGGAUUUUAAACUAUUUUGUGUAUUUUACUGUUUGAUUAAUGCAGUAAGUUGUCAUUAUUUCAUGAUCUACUUCCACCUGAUAAAAUAAACUCCGUCAAAUGGA
Brienomyrus brachyistius is the source of this 3864-nucleotide messenger RNA. It is a transcript of the gene desi1a, whose product is annotated as desumoylating isopeptidase 1a. The coding region runs from base 275 to 784 and encodes 169 amino acids. Gene Ontology annotation, biological process: protein modification by small protein removal. The transcript has 6 exons. Lineage: Eukaryota; Metazoa; Chordata; Actinopteri; Osteoglossiformes; Mormyridae. The record is from RefSeq and is a predicted model, not a curated record. Gene Ontology annotation, molecular function: peptidase activity.